Molecule: messenger RNA, 183 nt
Organism: Malassezia pachydermatis
Lineage: Eukaryota; Fungi; Basidiomycota; Malasseziomycetes; Malasseziales; Malasseziaceae
Exons: 3
Coding region: 1-183 (60 amino acids)
Source: RefSeq, a predicted model, not a curated record
AUGGCGCGUGGCAAUGCCCGUGAGAUUGCUCGUGCCAAGAACCAGAAGAAGCAGGCUGAGCAAAACAAGGGAAAACCGAACGACAGCGGCAUGACUCUUGCGCAGCGACGAGAGCGUGACGCAGCCGCCCUUCGUGCGAAACAGGAGGCGGCAGCAGCGAAGAAGGCAGGCCAAAAUGCGUAG